AUGUUCUCCAGAGCUUCUCUCGCCGUCAUCCUCCCUUUCCUCGCUUUGAUUGGCACCAACGCCUCUCCCACCGACAAUGAGAAACGUGCCGCCAUAACCACCAGCCAGACCGGAACUUCAGGCGGGUACUACUAUUCCUUCUGGGUCGAUGAAUCCGGCGAUGUGCAGUAUACCAACGGCAACGGAGGCGAAUACAGCGUCACCUGGAGCGAAGGAAGCACCGACUUCGUCGCUGGGAAAGGCUGGCAGACAGGCAGUGCUAGGUGCGUAAGGGGCUUUUCCACGGAUACAGAAUGCGAGACGUCCAGCUGACACCUGUUUCCGAAAGGGACAUCACCUUCUCGGCCGACUACGAUCCCGCAGGCGAGAACACGUACCUCUCCGUCUACGGCUGGACGACCAACCCUCUGCAUGAAUACUACAUCACCGAAUCCUACGGCGACUACAACCCGGGCACCGCUGGCACGCACCUCGGCACGGUGAGCAGCGAUGGGUCGACAUACGACAUUUACACCGCGACCCGAGAGAAUGCUGCUUCGGUGGAGGGGACUCAGACGUUCACUCAGUUCUGGUCCGUCCGGCAGAACAAGCGGACUUCGGGCACGGUGACGACGCAGAAUCACUUCAAUGCGUGGGCGGCUGCUGGGCUGAAGAUGGGCACUACGUUUAAUUAUCAGAUUGUUGCCGUGGAAGGGUACAAGAGCAAGGGAACGGCGACGGUUACCGUUGGAUAG
This is a messenger RNA of Lecanosticta acicola, 734 nucleotides long. The record is from the annotation of a GenBank genome assembly. Lineage: Eukaryota; Fungi; Ascomycota; Dothideomycetes; Mycosphaerellales; Mycosphaerellaceae.